AUGCUUCUCCUAGACUACCAGAACGUCCUUAUCCAGUCGGUGUUGACUGAGAGGUUCUCCGGUGCCCCUCCCGCUCACAUCGACCAGACCGUCUCCGACUUCGACGGCGUCAUUUACCACAUCUCGACCCCUGAGACGAAGACCAAGAUCCAGCUUUCCAUUCAAAUAAGAUGCUACAAGGACCUGGUGAAGUACGGCGCGGAGCAGGUGCUGCAGAGAGAAUAUGGCCAAUACGUGGUACCGCCGGAGCCCGGCUACGACUUUUCGGUCCUGAUCGAUCUUGAGAACCUUCCCGAGGACAAGGGUCAGUUCCGUUGCGACCAGCGAUGCUGCAAGGGCUGA
Messenger RNA from Colletotrichum spaethianum, 342 nucleotides. Its product is annotated as actin-related protein 2/3 complex subunit 2. NCBI's taxonomy places the organism in Eukaryota, Fungi, Ascomycota, Sordariomycetes, Glomerellales, Glomerellaceae. Gene Ontology annotation, molecular function: structural constituent of cytoskeleton; actin filament binding. The record is from RefSeq and is a predicted model, not a curated record. Bases 1 to 342 code for a protein of 113 amino acids. Gene Ontology annotation, cellular component: Arp2/3 protein complex; actin cytoskeleton. The transcript is spliced from 2 exons. Gene Ontology annotation, biological process: actin filament polymerization; Arp2/3 complex-mediated actin nucleation.